AUAAACCUUAUUUUGUUUUGGUGAUCGAAAUAAAAAACAAAAAUCAUUAUAAAAUAGAGGAUGGGUAAAUGCGUUAAAAAAUUCAAUUAACCACGAAAAAUGCGGAGCUGUUUUUCACAGACCAGCUGAUACAACAAAAUCUCACAUUCCCUCCCUUUUUCGGUUGUCUUCUUUUAACCAUCACAUUUUUGAAUUUUACUGGGUACAUAAAUAAAAAAAUUAUGCUUCAAUUUAUUGAAGUGUAAAGUUUUUUUUUUUAAAGAUAAAUAUUAAUGAAUUGUGUUAAGUUUCAGGGUUUGAACAAAUGUGAGAUAUAUAUAAUGUUAGGAUUUGCUUACAAUUAUUAAAAUGGCUUGGAUCUUUUGCUUACAUUCUUUUACUACCAAACACCAAAGGGUUAUUACACCUUUUGAAAUAAACACUUGCUUGGCCCUAAAGUUGAUUAAACAAUUUUGUUCUUCUUCAUUAGUUCUUCCUCUUGACCAUGACCCUUGUUUCAAAUCACAUUCUUUCUAUGCAUCUCUUAUUGAUAAUUCUACUCACAUUAGACACCUUAAUCAAAUACAUAACCAGUUAAUUGUCUCAGGAUUGCAACAUGAUAGGUUUGUCAUGACCAAAUUGGUUACUGAAAGUUCAAAUCUUGGACACAUUUUUUAUGCACGGAAGCUGUUCGACAAAUUUCCCAUCCCAGAUUGUUUUAUGUUGAAUGCUAUUAUUAGAAGUUAUUCAAGAAAUAGUAUGUUUAGGGACACUAUUGAGAUGUAUAGAUGGAUGAGAUGGGUUGGAAUGUGCCCGGAUAGGUUCACUUUUUCUUGUGUAGUUAAAGCUUGUACCGAGCUUUUGGAUUUCGGUUUAAGUUGCUUAGUUCAUGCACAUAUUAUCGUUUAUGGAUUUGGGUCGCAUUUGUUUGUACAGAAUGGUCUUGUGGUGUUGUAUGCUAAAUGCGGCCGCGUUGGUAUGGCAAGAAUGGUGUUUGAUAAGUUAUACGAUAGAACAAUUGUUUCAUGGACUGCUAUUAUUUCCGGAUAUGCACAGAAUGGGGAAGCUUUGGAAGCAUUGAGAAUGUUCAAUCAAAUGAGAAGUACUGAUGUGAAACCGGAUUGGAUUUCUCUGGUAAGUGUUCUUAAGGCUUAUACUGAUGUAGAUGACUUGGAGCAAGGAAGAUCUCUUCAUGGUUGUGUCAUCAAAACGGGUCUUGAAGAAGAGCCUGAUUUGGUUAUCUCACUUACAGCGUUUUAUGCAAAAUGUGGACAGGUGACAGUUGCAAAAUCUUUCUUUGAUCAAAUGAAGACACCUAAUGUGAUGAUGUGGAAUGCAAUGAUAUCUGGUUAUGCAAAGAACGGUCACGCCGAGGAGGCAGUCGAUUUAUUCCGUGGCAUGAUUUCAAGAAAUGUUAAACCAGAUUCAAUCACUGUAAGGUCUGCAAUUUUAGCUUGUGCACAAGUUGGUUCCCUUAAAUUAGCACAAUGGAUGGAUGAUUAUGUUGCAAAGAGUAAAUACAGAGGCGACGUUUUUGUUAAUACAACUCUUAUUGAUAUGUAUGCAAAAUGUGGAAGCGUAGAAUCUGCUCGUUCGGUAUUCGAUUGUGCUUCUCAUAAAGAUGUCGUUAUGUGGAGUGCCAUGAUUAUGGGAUAUGGAUUGCAUGGUCAAGGUAUGGAAGCCAUUCGUCUUUACGAUGCAAUGAAACAAGCAGGGGUGUGUCCAAAUGAUGUUACCUUUAUUGGACUUCUCGCAGCUUGCAGUCAUUCUGGUCUUGUAAAACAAGGGUGGGAACUAUUCCAUUGCAUGAGAGGUUUCGGAAUUAAGCCUCGCAACGAACAUUAUUCUUGUGUGGUUGAUCUCUUGGGACGUGCAGGUUAUUUGGAACAGGCUUUUGUUUUUAUUCUAAAAAUGCCGAUCGAACCGAGUGUAAGCGUAUGGGGAGCACUUCUAAGUGCGUGCAGGAUUCAUCGUUGCGUAACAAUGGGAGAAUAUGCUGCAGAAAAGCUAUUCUCGUUAGAUCCAUAUAAUACAGGGCACUAUGUUCAGCUAUCGAAUCUCUAUGCUUCAUCUCGAAUGUGGGAUCGCGUUGCAUAUGUUCGGGUUCUGAUGAAGGAGAAAGGAUUGACUAAGUACCUUGGUUAUAGCGUUAUUGAAAUCAAUGGGAAGCUAAAUACAUUUUAUGUAGGAGACAUGUCACAUCCGCGAGCUCAUGAAAUUUUCGAUGAGCUUCAGAGACUAGAAAGACGAUUAAAAGAUGUCGGCUUUAUUCCACAUACAGAAUCUGUUUUGCAUGAUCUGAAUUAUGAAGAGAAGGAGGAGAAUCUUUGUCUUCAUAGCGAGAGAAUUGCGGUUGCUUACGGGCUUAUUAGUACUGCUCCUGGAACUACUCUUAGAAUAACGAAGAAUCUUCGAGCUUGUGUAAACUGUCAUUCAGCAAUAAAGCUUAUAUCAAAGCUUGUUGAAAGGGAGAUUAUUGUAAGGGAUGCAAAUCGGUUUCACCAUUUUAAGGAUGGUUUGUGUUCUUGUGGAGACUAUUGGUGAGAUGAAUGGCUCAUACUCAAACCAAAGGUUAAGGAUGGUUUGUGUAAAUGUGGAGAAGUUGUUGAAAAAUAACUUACUCUAAAUGAUUUUAUUGAAAAUUCAGUUUUUCAUGGGGACCAAUGACAUUGUUAAUGCAUGUGUGGGGAAGAGUUGUCUACUUUUGCAAUUUUCUAAUGGUUCCUUCGCAACCAGUUUUGUCACCACCAGAAUUGGCAGAAUUGAUUGUAAGGUGAGAACCAUUGAUCAUGUUGGCAAGCACAUUAAGUUACAAAUCUGGGAUACAACUAAUUAGGAGCUAAUCAGUUUUGUUUGAACAUUCCAAUUUUUUUUCCUUGGGGGAUAGUGAGAGAGAGUUUCAUCCAAUGAUGUGUUGCCACUUAGCACAUCAUUAGAAAUGGUAGACUUCCUUGGCAGUUGUUGCGCGGCAAUUCAUGAAAGUAUCAUUAGUAAAAAGUUAAUUGAUGUGUUGUACCCGUAGGUGCUAGAGCGAUGUUUAAAAGCAUCUAAGUCUCUAAUGAUGUUCGGCGGCAUUCUUCAAAAAUAUAAGUUAACCACCUUCCUCGUCUUUACAAUUGAGACGACGACUUGAUUGGUAUUGGUUCGAAGAGUUAUAUGUUUAGGGACACAUUCAUUUCCCCUCAUUUUAAUUAAAUUGACAUUGUUUGAGUCAUUGUCUCAGCUUUGAAGACUAGGAAGAUCGUUAACUUCUAAAGAAUAUCGCUAAUCAUCGUUAAAAUUUCGAAAGACUUUUAAGCAUUGGUCCACAUCGUAGCAUCCACCACCUUUGUAACUUAAAAGGGACAAGGUUUAAAUCUUUAUUGUGGAAUGUAUGGCCUAGUGUCCUCCUUCCAGUUUGGUAUUUAACAGAAAACAUGAGACUGAUGGCCUAGAAGUUGACCAAUCAUAAACCUUCGUGAGACAAGGGUUCGA
Cicer arietinum (chickpea) is the source of this 3453-nucleotide messenger RNA. The record is from RefSeq and is a predicted model, not a curated record. Lineage: Eukaryota; Viridiplantae; Streptophyta; Magnoliopsida; Fabales; Fabaceae.